GAGACCAUGAGAUGCCUUAUAUACCAAAUCUUCCUUCCCCUUUCAUCCAUCCCUCUUCUUCCUAUCCCCAAUUCCCAGUCUCUCGCAGCUUCUCCUCUUCGUCUAUCCGGUUUGAAAUCUCAGGCCGGGUCCAGUUGGGUCGGGUCGAGGGGAAUGGCGAAGAAAGUAGAUAGCGUUCAACAUGGCCCGGAUUGUAUCUCGUACCUGAGGCAGCAAGAAGCUGCGGAAAUCGAUGAAUUGCUCAUGGGUCCUUUUGGCUUCAGUGUUGAUCAGCUUAUGGAAUUGGCUGGUCUUAGUGUUGCCAAUGCAGUUGCGGAGGUCUAUAAACCCAGUGAAUACAGUAGAGUCCUUGCUAUUUGUGGUCCAGGGAAUAAUGGUGGUGAUGGCCUUGUAGCGGCUCGCCAUCUUCAUCACUUUGGUUACAAGCCAAUUAUAUGUUACCCUAAGCGCACUGCCAAGGCUCUUUAUAGUGGUUUAGUGACUCAGCUUGAGACGCUCUCAAUUUCUUUCUUGUCUGUGGAAGAUCUUCCAAAGGACUUAUCACAGAACUUUGAUAUUAUUCUAGAUGCUAUGUUUGGAUUCUCCUUCCAUGGUGUCCCUAGAGCACCUUUUGACGACCUAAUUCGGAGGCUUGUAGCAUUACAAAGUAAUGAGCCAAGUCAUAAGAAGUCACCAGCUAUUGUGUCUAUUGAUAUUCCAUCUGGAUGGCAUGUUGAACAAGGAGAUCUUAGUAAUGAAGGCAUUAAACCCGACAUGCUUGUUUCUUUAACUGCUCCUAAGUUGUGCGCCAAAAACUACUGUGGCCCACACCACUUUCUUGGUGGAAGAUUUGUUCCACCAUCAGUUAUUGACAAAUUUAAACUCCUUUUGCCCUCAUAUCCUGGAACAUCAUUGUGCCUUCGUAUUGGAAAGCCCCCAAAAAUGGACAUAUCAUCUCUAAGGGAGGAUUACAUAUCCCCUGAGCUGCUUGAGGAGAAUGUUGAGGUAGACCCUUUUGAUCAGUUCGAAAAGUGGUUUGAUGAUGCGUUGGCAGCUGGACUGAAGGAACCAAAUGCUAUGGCAUUGUCCACAACUGGAAAAGACGGAAAACCUUCUUCAAGAAUCGUAUUGCUAAAGGGAGUUGGCAAAAAUGGAUUUGUGUGGUAUACCAAUUAUGAAAGUCGCAAAGCUCGGGAAAUUUACGAAAACCCUCACGCUGCCCUGCUUUUUUACUGGGAUGGUUUAAACCGCCAGGUAAGAAUAGUAGGAUCUGUACAAAAAGUAUCUGAUGAGGAAUCUGAAGAAUACUUCCAUAGCCGUCCACGGGGAAGUCAGAUUGCAGCCGUAGCUAGCAAUCAGAGCACAGUAAUUCCAGGACGCGAUGUUCUUUACCAAGCGUACAGAGAAUUGGAAAUGAAGUACUCUGAAAGAACGGUGAUCAUUCCUAAACCAACGAACUGGGGAGGGUACCGACUCAACCCUAAAUCGUUUGAAUUUUGGCAAGGACAACAAUCUCGUUUGCAUGAUAGGUUGCGUUAUUCUCUAGAAGACAUGGGUGGAAAGCGAGGUUGGAAAAUUGAGCGUCUGGCACCCUGACUGAUGAUGCUAUCUAGUUUCUCCACUAUGAUCGCAUUGUAUCUCAUCCCUCGCUCCCAACUUUCCUAUGCUGCCCAAACUUUGGUUUAUGUUGCCCAAAAUUUGGUUGCACAAAUUGCAUAAACAAAACAAAUAACAGGGAUCUAAUAUCCCAACACAGUUAUUUGUUUUGUUUAUGCGAUGUGUUGUGGUUUUUAAAUAAAAUGUUUCUGAACUGAUGUCCCUUUAGCUACACUAUCAUCCAACAAAUAAAAUGUCUCCUAAUUUCAGCAUGAAAUUGCGCUAUUCAAUAAUAAGAUCUUAAUUUUAGAAUUAGGUCUACAUAAGAAAUGAGCCUAAAACCCC
Messenger RNA from Cuscuta epithymum, 1920 nucleotides. Lineage: Eukaryota; Viridiplantae; Streptophyta; Magnoliopsida; Solanales; Convolvulaceae. The record is from the annotation of a GenBank genome assembly.